AUGUAUCAUCCUCCUCCUCCUCCUCCCCAACCAAAAUAUUAUCCCCCUCCACAGCCGAUGUAUCAUCCUCCUCCUCCUCCCCAACCAAAAUAUUAUCCCCCUCCUCAGCCGAAAUAUCAUCCUCCCCCUCCUCCACCGAGUUAUUCUGCCCCUCAACCAACUUAUUCUGCUCCCAAACCCAUGACCUACAUGGAGCAGCCUCCACCUUCUUCUGGUGGAUACAUGACUGGCGGUUACCGUCGACACAGAACUAAGAGAUCCGGAAAUCUCAUUGGAGUCAGCAGUGAUCUCGAGUGCAACAAUUCUAUGCUAAAGAAGAUAAUGAAGAAGGUAAUGACCGAAGAUGAAGCUGAAUCACGGUCAAACAUAAGUGCCGCUAUUCGAGGAAAGACGGCCAAUUGGCAGUGUUCUGCACGUCAAGUCCAUUCAAAGUUCACGAUAUCGGACAACGCCGAAUUUUGCGCUGUUAGAAACACCAAACUUACGUGCUAUGCUUUCACUUUCUAG
This is a messenger RNA of Cooperia oncophora, 507 nucleotides long. The record is from the annotation of a GenBank genome assembly. Lineage: Eukaryota; Metazoa; Nematoda; Chromadorea; Rhabditida; Trichostrongylidae.